Cylicocyclus nassatus is the source of this 545-nucleotide messenger RNA. Lineage: Eukaryota; Metazoa; Nematoda; Chromadorea; Rhabditida; Strongylidae. The record is from the annotation of a GenBank genome assembly.
GUCCUUAUCAGUUUAGGAUCACAGUCGUUCUUCAGCGAGAAACGCAAUCUUUAUCGAUGAUUCAAUAUACAACGUUAAAGUUACUCAUACAGUGUUGUUGAAAGUAAUGUCGCCCGUGACUCUGAUUUCUAUACUUUCUGUGGUGCUGGAAACUACAUUAGCUCUGAAAUGCUACAAAGAAAACACGGAAAACUACGCCAGACCUAGAAAUCAAAUCGAAUGCUUGAAAAAUGUAAAAUUUUGUUCCAAAUUAAGUAUUCGCAACAGUGCAGACAAAUGGUUAAAUUAUUAUGGCUGCGAUAACACCCUUUGUAAGGAUAGUGGCUGUCAGAAAGACUCUAAAGGUACUGUCACGUGCUGCUGCAACAAGGACCUAUGCAACGAAGGAUCCAAGACACCAUUGUUCUCAUUAGUUUUGAUGUGUAUAUUACUUCUCCUUUUUCGAUGAUAUCCAAAUACGGUGAUAUGUUAUUCUGAUCCAAAUUCAAGAAAAGUGAGAUUGGUUCUAAUCUGUGAACCCCAAUAAUCAAAAAAAAUAAAAGUUC